This is a messenger RNA of Telopea speciosissima, 667 nucleotides long. Its product is annotated as NADH dehydrogenase [ubiquinone] 1 alpha subcomplex subunit 13-B-like. The record is from RefSeq and is a predicted model, not a curated record. The transcript has 3 exons. Bases 26 to 457 code for a protein of 143 amino acids. NCBI's taxonomy places the organism in Eukaryota, Viridiplantae, Streptophyta, Magnoliopsida, Proteales, Proteaceae.
GAGAGAGAGAAGCUGAGACGAGAAGAUGACAGAGGCAGUGAUUAGGAAUAAGCCGGGUAUGGCGAGUGUGAAGGAGAUGCCUCUCCUACAGGACGGACCCCCGCCGGGUGGAUUUCCUCCAGUCCGCUACGCUCGUCGCAUCCCUAAUACGGGCCCCAGCGCUGUUGCCAUCUUCUUGACUACCUUUGGUGCCUUCUGCUGGGGCAUGUAUCAGGUCGGCAAAGGCAACAAGAUUAGGAGGGUGAUCAAGGAAGAGAAAUAUGCUGCUCGCCAAGCAAUACUACCCAUGCUUCAAGCAGAAGAGGAUGAAAGAUUUGUUAAAGAGUGGAAAAAAUAUCUGGAGGAGGAAGCCCGGAUAAUGAAGGACGUGCCUCGUUGGAAAGUUGGUGAAAAUGUCUACCAUUCUGGGAGAUGGAUGCCCCCUGCAACUGGUGAGCUCCGUCCUGAUGUUUGGUGAGAAGCAUGCUAAACAGACUUUUUGUUUGUCCCUAUUAGAAAAUUUUGGAAUUUUCUUGUGGUGUAUGGUUUGGAUAAGUCAUUUAACUAUGAGAAUCUUGUUCUUCUAUGGCAAGUUCUUUGCAUUCCAUGUUGGUCCCUCUCCUGUUUGAGGAAAGGAAGGAUAAUCUAUUGGGAUGGGAAUAAUAUCUUGGGACAGUUUCUAUGUUAA